Phytophthora sojae is the source of this 1089-nucleotide messenger RNA. RefSeq lists its product as hypothetical. NCBI's taxonomy places the organism in Eukaryota, Oomycota, Peronosporomycetes, Peronosporales, Peronosporaceae. Gene Ontology annotation, cellular component: cytoplasm. The record is from RefSeq and is a predicted model, not a curated record. Gene Ontology annotation, molecular function: hydrolase activity, acting on ester bonds. The coding region runs from base 1 to 1089 and encodes 362 amino acids. The transcript has a single exon.
AUGCGGCUAUCAUUGGCGUGGUGUUCAACCCUGCUAACUGCGUUAGCAUCGGCACAGAAGGCGCCGAUCCAGGCGCGAAGAAGCUCGAGUGAUGCCUCGCUGGUAUUCAAGAUCCUUCAGCUAGCCGACGUCCAUAUCACUGGUGACCCCAACGUCGGCUGCGGCAAGAGUGUACCGUCGGGAACGGAAUGUUCUGAAGCGCUGACCUACGAGUUCAUCGAGCAGCUAGUCGACCUGGAAGCCCCCGACUUCAUCGCGUUCACUGGAGACAACGUGCAGGCGUGGACCCCGAGCUUGCAACAACGAGCUAUUGACGCUGUAACCAAAACCGCUGAAGAACGCGGCAUUCCGUACGGGAUGGUGUUCGGGAACCAUGACGAGGAAGGAGGCUUCCCGAGAGCGAAGAUCGUGGAAAUGGUGUCAGAGAAGAACCACUCGUACACGGAGAGUGGACCCGAAGACGUCGAUGGUAUUGGCAACUACAUGCUUAACGUGACGGCACCUAUUGCAGGUCCUUGGGGAGAGGCCGGGGACUCAGUGCUCCGGAUGUACUUCCUGGACUCGGGGGCACACGCUCUGACAAAGACGUUCCCGUACGUGUUUGCGGAGUACGAUUGGAUCAAGCCGAGUCAGAUCGACUACUACCGUCAGCUAUCGGAAACCGGACGCUCAGCGAAGCAUAGCAGCUCGAAGACUGUCCUGCCUGCUCUCAUGUUCUUCCACAUCCCGCUCAUAGAGUUUACGAACUCUGGCGGAGAGUGCAAUGGCGAGAAGAACGAGGUGGUGCACGGACAAGGCAUGAACAUGCGCUUACUACGGACUCUGUCCGAGAUGAACGAGGUCAAGGCGGCAUUCGUGGGUCACGACCACCUGAACGAGUACUGCUGUCUAGUGGAUGGUGUACAGCUCUGCUAUGGCGGUGGUGCUGGCUUCGGGCGAGCGUAUGGUGACGCGAAGUUUGCUCGGCGAGCUCGCGUGAUCGAAUGGACUGUUGAUGGCAGUGAGCGCCAUGAAAUUCGCAGCUGGAAGCGGCACUACGGUGAUACCAACGUCAAGCGCAGCGAGGAAGUGCUGUAUUCAGAGCUAUAG